Polyodon spathula (Mississippi paddlefish) is the source of this 3970-nucleotide messenger RNA. RefSeq names its product kelch-like family member 14 (gene klhl14). The record is from RefSeq and is a predicted model, not a curated record. Bases 624 to 2438 code for a protein of 604 amino acids. Gene Ontology annotation, molecular function: protein binding. The transcript has 9 exons. Lineage: Eukaryota; Metazoa; Chordata; Actinopteri; Acipenseriformes; Polyodontidae.
CAGAGAGAAAUUGACUAAUUAGCAAUGCGCACUAAAACUUGACGGUUCCCUCCAUAAGAGCGAGGGAGACUCGCUUUUUUUCCUCUCUCUCUCCUUUCUUUCUUCCAGAGAUGUUUGAAAUCGCAUUCAUUUACGCUCGACAGUUUUUACAAUAGCCUUGAGCCAUAAUUUUGUGAGUCUCUCCAGCAUCCAUCCCCCUGCAUGGUUUCUCUCCACUGGCCAUGCACGACCGUUUCUCUCCCCAACCGUGGAUUUCCUAUUACUCUCGUUACGACUCACUGAGCCCCAGGCCCAAGGAUAAUGAUGUGUUGUUUCUUGGUAGCAUAAUUUGUCACACGUAGAUUUUUUUUCUUCUUCUCUUGCAGAAAGCUCUGCUCUCUCACACACUCACACGCUUCUUGCUAAUUCAGGAGAGCAAAUGAUCAACGACAAAAAUACAAUGUAAAGAGUGGCUGCAGGAGUUGGAUUCUAAAAUAAUUUGGGAGAAUCGAUCAGUCCAAAGAGCAAAGGAUUCAUUCUUUAAAAUAAACAGAAGAAAAGAAAGAAAAGUGAGAAUCUUGAGGACGUGAAGCUUACUUUUUUUGCCAAGCUGGUGUUCAGGUAGAGUUUACUGCCAGGUAGCCAUGUCCAGAUCUGGUGAUAGAACAUCCACCUUUGACCCGACUCACAGUGACACCCUGCUGCAUGGUCUCAAUCUGCUCUGGAGGAAACAGCUUUUCUGUGACGUGACUCUCACUGCCCAAGGACAGCAAUUCCACUGCCACAAAGCAGCACUGGCAUCCUGCUCUCAGUACUUCAGGUCUCUCUUCUCCAGUCACCCCAUCAGCAAAGAGGGCAAUGCCAAUAAAGACCAGGGGAGUGGUGAGACCCCAUCAUCCUCCCCAGAUGAGAAGCUCAUAGCCAGCCCCAGAUCCAUCAACAACCUGGUGCUACAGGGCUGCUCUUCCAUUGGUCUCCGGCUGGUCUUGGAGUACCUGUACACUGCCAACGUGACUCUGUCCCUGGACACUGUGGAGGAGGUCCUGUCUGUCAGCAAGAUCCUUAAUAUCCCCCAGAUUACCAAGCUCUCUGUGCAGUUCCUCAACGACCAGAUCUCUGUGCAGAACUACAAGCAGAUCUGCAAGAUAGCCGCACUCCACGGGCUGGAGGAGACCAAAAAACUUGCCAACAAGUACCUGGUGGAGGACGUUCUUCUGCUUAACUUCGCGGAGAUGUGCUCCAUGCUGGACACCCUGCCUCCCCCAGUGGAGUCCGAGCUAGCCCUCUUCCAGAUGUCUGUCCUCUGGCUGGAACAUGACCGGGAGACCCGCAUGCAGUACGCCCCCGACCUGAUGAAGAGACUCCGCUUCGCCCUGAUCCCGGCUCCAGAGCUCGUGGAAAGGGUGCAGUCGGUGGACUUCAUGAGAUCAGACCCGGUCUGCCAGAAGCUGCUCAUGGAUGCAAUGAACUACCACUUGAUGCCUUUCAGGCAGCAUUGCAGACAGAGCAUGGCCAGCAGAAUCCGCUCCAAUAAGAGGAUGUUGUUGCUGGUUGGUGGACUGCCUCCUGGACCAGACAGGCUUCCGAGCAAUUUAGUCCAGUAUUAUGACGAUGAAAAGAAGACAUGGAAGAUACUUACAAUUAUGCCUUAUAACAGUGCUCACCACUGCAUUGUUGAUGUGGAUAACUUUUUAUUCUUGCUGGGAGGAGAAGAUCAGUGGAACCCCAAUGGUAAACACAGCACCAACUUCAACAGCCGCUAUGAUCCGAGGUUUAAUAGUUGGAUACAACUCCCACCCAUGCAAGAAAGGAGAGCCAGCUUCUAUGCAUGUCGACUGGAUAAACACCUCUAUGUGAUCGGUGGGAGAAAUGAAAGCGGGUACCUCUCCAGUGUUGAGUGCUAUAACUUGGAAACCAAUGAGUGGCACUAUGUGUCUUCUCUACCCCAGCCUCUGGCAGCUCAUGCAGGGGCUGUACAUAAUGGAAAAAUAUACAUCUCAGGCGGUGUCCACAAUGGUGAAUAUGUGUCCUGCCUCUACUGCUAUGACCCAGUGAUGGACGUGUGGGCUAGGAAACAAGACAUGAACACAAAGCGAGCCAUUCAUGCUUUAGCUGGAAUGAAUGAUCGUCUGUAUGCUAUCGGCGGGAACCACUUGAAAGGCUUUUCCCACCUUGACGUCAUGCUGGUGGAGUGUUAUGACCCUAAAAGUGACCACUGGAAUAUUCUUCAGACCCCCAUUCUGGAGGGGCGCAGCGGGCCAGGCUGUGCGGUGCUUGGUGACAGCAUUUUCCUUGUCGGUGGUUACAGCUGGAGCAUGGGAGCGUACAAGUCCUCAACCAUCUGUUACAGCCCAGAGAAGGCAACUUGGACAGAGCUGGAGGGAGAUGUGGCUGAGCCUUUAGCAGGCCCAGCAUGUGCUACAGUUAUAUUGCCAGCUUGUGUGCCAUUCAGCAAGUAAUGUACAGUAAACUGUUGAACUGUGAGAAAAGGAAGAAAGAUUGUUCUGUUUUUUAAUGUAGUCAUGGGUAACAGGACCAUCCAUGAACAACACAACAUCACCUUUGAGGCAUACAAAUUCGGCUGUACUGUCACUUCAAAAACAACCACAGGGGGAAAAAAAGAAGAAAUAAGAAGAAAUAGAAAAUGUAUGAAUGAUAUGUACCACAUUGUGGUGUGGCAGAGGUAUUACUAAAAUGGUUUAGCAGGGUGAAUCAUUUUAAAUUAAAUUAAACAAUGAAUUCAACUUUACCCCAUGUGGAACUUCGAUGAACGUCCUGAGGAUAUUGUUGUCAUAGGGUUUUGAAUUGUUUUAAAUGGGUUCUGCUGUUUAACGUAAAUCCAGAAGAUUGGUACCUGCUUCACCAAGUUGAGCCACUUAAACUCCAGAAUUAAAGCACUACACUGUCUCCAAUUUAGGUGUGAACUUGUUAUACUGUGUUCAUCAUAAAAGAUAUAAAAAUAACCAGGCUUCUUAUAAAAAUGACCAUUAGCAAUGAUUCCAAUCAUUGAGCCUUAUUACAGAAAAGGAACUGUAAUAUAUAUUCCUAUAUAAUGUGAAUGGAUUGCUCCUUGUUAUUUCUUUACCUGCUUCUGUGUCCUAGAGAAUAUGUAGUUCAUUGCAUGAGGUAUGAAGUGCUCCUGGGAUUGUUCUGCUGGAAAAUUCUAUUGAGGCGUUCUGCAAAGGACACUAAUUCAUUGUUUUCUGUUCACUGAAAGUGCCCCAUGACAUUUUGAAAUCGGGGCCACCUUAAUCCAUUGAAAUUUUUUAUUCCUUGCUUUUUAUUUCUGCACUUUAAAAAAACAAACAAACAAAAAAAAAAAACACAUUUUGAAGCUUUCCUGCUCUUAUGCAGCGAGUAACUCCAUUUCAGUACAUGCAGGUACUGAUAAGGUACAGUACAGUGGUACUUCUGUGUUUAUUGGUUCAUAACAUUGUGAUAUGAUUGGUACUGUAUGUCACAAUAUGAAAAUGCCACCACUGUGUUCCCAUUCUACCACUUGAUCAUACAGUUUAGCUGGCCUUAUGCUACCAUUAGCGGGUAGCAGUGUGGGAGGUGUGGUAAAACAUAAUUAUUAAAAUAAGCUAUCCUGUGGUAGUUACAGGGUGUAACAUAAAUACAACAGUGCUCAUUACAGGUUCAGAUUCAGCUGCUGAGGUCUGAUAAAGGUGCAUUGUUUCAGACAAGGAUGGGGUGCAAGGAGAGGAUUAAAAUUGAUAUAGACCUAGUCCUAGAGCUAUUAUUUAAAUCUUUAUUUGUACAUUGUGCUUCAGCGUACGGUCGUCACUGUUGCCCGUCACUCAGAAAUCUGUUGGUUACCUUGAAAGGGUAUUUUUAAUGUCCUGUGCUUUUUAUUAACCUGAAUUAAAAUGUACUGUAGACCUUUGUAUCUUUCAAGACAAAAAACAAAAAAGGCAUGAGCUGUUCAAAUGCUGAAGAGGGAAAUAAUUCUGAAUGUAAAUUUUGUACAGUAUUAGAUUGUGUAAAUGAA